Messenger RNA from Coccinella septempunctata (seven-spotted ladybird), 924 nucleotides. RefSeq lists its product as uncharacterized. Gene Ontology annotation, molecular function: nucleic acid binding. Bases 1 to 924 code for a protein of 307 amino acids. NCBI's taxonomy places the organism in Eukaryota, Metazoa, Arthropoda, Insecta, Coleoptera, Coccinellidae. The transcript is spliced from 2 exons. The record is from RefSeq and is a predicted model, not a curated record.
AUGUCAUCCUUGUCCUUAUAUCCAGUGGACUUAACAGCUUUUCGAAGUUCAGUCAAAAAUGAGUCAAUUUUUUCUAAAUUUGGAUGUCCUGAUGAAUUGAUUUGUGACAAUGUUCCCUUCGGCAGCUUAUCGAUGAAAGAAUUUGCUAAAGAAUGGAAUUUUGAGAUUUUGUUGAGAAGUCCUCAAUACCCACAGUCAAACGGUUUAGCUGAAAAAGGUGUAGGCAUAGCAAAAAACUUGUUGAAAAAAUCCCUUGAGGAGGGAAAGGAUAUAUUUGGAGCAUUGCUUCAGUAUCGUAAUACGCCCCUAAAGCAUAUUAAUUAUUCACCGGCCCAACUUUUAAUGAGUCGGUCUUGUAAGACUAAGGUGCCUAUUUCAGCUGAACUGUUGAAGCCUACACUUUGCACCAAUGUUUCAGAUAGGCUUGAACACAGGUCACUUCAAAAUGAGUUGUACUUUAAUAAAAAUACAAGACCUUUGCCAGAUCUUAAGGAAGGGCAAAAUGUUACUGUUUAUAAUCAUGUCAAAAAAUACUGGCAGCCUGGCCAAAUUGUGAGGGAGCAUCAAAGUCCUCGGUCUUUUGUAGUCAAGACAGAGAAAGGAGAGAUUAUUAGAAGAAAUAGAAUAGAUUUAAGAAAAUCACAAAAUGAUUUCGAACUUGUAAAUGAUCAGGAAUUGUUGGAAUCUGGAGAGGCUUCUUCCCCAACAUUUACAAACAAUUCCGAAAGUAGUUAUAAGCCCAGCCCAGAACCCGCAAACCCCACACCUGACACCAUAAGUGGAAAAAACUGGAAAAGGUCCGAACCUCCAGACCUUCUGUGGUAUGAGAAAGAAGACUUAUUCUCGAAAAUUAAAGAACCAAAGGCUGCUAACACUCGCGGAGCAUGUUUUGUUCAAGAAACGAAACUUUUCGAGAAACAUUAA